CAGGGCAGAAAAAAAAGCAAGGUGAUUGGGGUGGAGUCGACACGACCUACUGUGCAGUCACAGACUCCAGUGGACUAGCUACUUACAAGUUUAGCAUUUUGCGCUUUGGUUUGGACAAUUGAAGGAAUCCCUGAAAAAAAUAUAGUUUUAAACGUCUCUAUCUAUUAUUUUGGAUACAUCAACGCCUUGCUACUUGUAACAACACAGCCGCAGCAUGGGGGCACCACCAACAGCGUACGACGAGAAGAAGGAAACAUGUGGGACCGUCUGUCUGAAGUACCUCUUAUUCACAUUCAACUUCCUUUUCUGGCUGGCAGGGGGCGUGGUGAUGGCGGUGGGCAUCUGGACGCUGGUGGAGAAGAGCGACUACAUCAGCCUGCUCUCCUCCGUGACCUACGCCGCCUCCGCCUACAUUCUGAUCCUAGCCGGGGCCAUCGUCAUGGUGACGGGAGUGCUGGGCUGCUGCGCCACCUUCAAGGAGCAGAGGAGGCUGCUGAGAGUGUACUUUGUCCUGCUGCUGUGUAUCUUCCUCCUGGAGAUCCUCGCCGGUGUCCUGGCCUACAUCUAUUACCAGCAGCUCAAUGAGGAGCUGAAACAGAACCUGCGGGAGACCAUUGUGCAGAAGUACAGGCAGCCAGAGCAGGAGCACAUCACCAAAGCAGUGGACAAGCUGCAGCAGGAGUUUAAGUGCUGUGGCAGCAACAGCUCGUCGGACUGGGGCGAGAGCGUGUGGAUCCGCACCAACGAGGCGGAUGGCAGGUUGGUGCCGGACAGCUGCUGUAAGACCCAGACGCUGGGCUGCGGCCACAGGGACCACCCAUCAAACAUCUACAAAGUGGAGGGGGGUUGUAUCACUAAACUGGAAAACUUCAUUUUGGACCACCUGAAGAUCAUUGGAGCGGUGGGCGUGGGCAUCGCCUGUGUACAGAUUGUGGGGAUGGUGUUUACUUGCUGUCUAUAUCGGAGUUUGAAGGCAGAGCCUUACUGAGAGUAGAACACGAAGAGAAGGAAAAGGGAGGGGUCUAGUCUCUGCCACCCAGUGUCAUCAUAUUCCAGCGACCCGUUUAGUCAUGGGGUCUACCACUGUGCCAUGCAAACAGAAGAUGACGAUAUGUGUAAUGGUCAAGGAUGCACUUAUGAUAGGGUCUCUCAAUCCAUUCUUUGGGGGGACCAUUUUGGUUCUAGCCUAGCACUAACUCCCCUGAUUCAACAAAUCAAGGGCUCCCCCCCAUAAAAUGGAGAAUCAGAUUUAUGCAAGCCGUUACAUGCUAUCGGAUCCACAAUGCUCUAUAUUUUGGUAGUGUGCAACAAACAGAGCAGUUGGUGUAACCUAGUGUGAUGUAAAGAUCAGUGGACCAAAAUGGCCCAUGCAUGAGAACAGCUUGCCUUAACAUUGCAAUAUUCAUGACUGUGGCUUAAUGAGCGAGAACUGACCUCUGGGGCUGAUUACCAUAGCAACACGUUAUUUUUCAUCAAAUAGCUAUGUAUACAUCUACACACGGCUUUCACACUGUUUCUCUCUGUUUUUUAAAAUUUAUUUAUGUUUUAACACAAGGGAUUUCUACACUUAUGCCAAAGUUGUCGUCAACACUGACUUUGUGUAACAUCAUAUCAAACUGACUACUCCUGCAUGCCUUUUUCAUGUAUCCUGAACAAAUAUAUAAAUGCAACAAUUUCAAAGAUUUUACUGUGUUACAGUUCAUAGAAGGAAAUCAGUCAAUUGACGUAAAUUCAACAGGCCCUAAUCUAUGGAUUUCACUUGACUGGGCAGGGGUGCAGCCAAGGGUGGGCCUGCACCCCUUCCUGCACCACUGGAGCCAGGUCCAGCCAAUAAGAAUGUGUUUUUCCGCACAAAAGGGCUUUAUGACAGACAGAAAUACUCCACCCCUCCCCCCUCAGACGAUCCCGCAGGUGAAGAAGCCAGAUGUGGAGGU
Messenger RNA from Oncorhynchus tshawytscha (Chinook salmon), 1934 nucleotides. Its product is annotated as CD151 antigen. The transcript is spliced from 8 exons. Lineage: Eukaryota; Metazoa; Chordata; Actinopteri; Salmoniformes; Salmonidae. Gene Ontology annotation, cellular component: membrane. Bases 215 to 988 code for a protein of 257 amino acids. The record is from RefSeq and is a predicted model, not a curated record.